UGUCACAUCUAGAUAGGAUGUGUUGACAAGCCUACUUGACUACUUGACCCAACGCGCUCGAAUCGAACGAUCGAGUGAAACCUUCGCGACCCUAACAUCCAGCCUCCGGACGGUAGUCGACAACAUUCAACCCUCGCGCUCGCACGAAGCGAGCCAAGACAACUACAACGACAACAAAAUUAGAGACCAACAUUGCACACUUUGUACAAAUAUCUUGCUCAAUUCCGCUUCCCACCUUCCCAAUAGAACUGCCGGUCCUGUGAGUCGCACGAUCGCACCGCAAACAAACCUCCGGCCCAGAAAGUUGCCCGUCCAGCGGAUCAACGGCAAUAUGUCACAGAUAGUGCCGGGCAACGCGGCGGGGCAUCGUCGAAAAAUACAUCCAGUGCGUGUACACCAUCACGGAAUCAGGCCCGUUCGUGCCGGGCGCAACACCGUCGGCGAUCUCGACGACCGGUCAGCGUACGCUAGAAAUUCGCAAAGACACCAUACCAAAGCGAUCCUUCGAAGUCCAUCGGUUAACCCGCAGCAGCAGCAGAAUCAGCGUGUGUACGAGAAUGUGCAGCGAGGCUCGAUCACUCUACCGGCCGGCAGUGAUGUGUUUCUGGAGCCUAACGAUAAUAGAACACUUGCCUUCAGCUCCCAGUCGGAUCCGACGAUUUAUCGUCCUCGGACGGUCGGCCAACCUAGAAGAAAGAAUGGACAACACCAACAGGGUCACGGCCACCGGGCAAAGGGUGUGAUGACUAGCGCGGGUAGGCGCCGUGGUCUCGCCAUGCAGCAAAAGUUUACCGUCAUCGAUGGCCUCUGCAUCAGCUGCCCACCGGAGAAGACGGCCGUCGCCCGUGAGGGACUCGAUGGAGUACUGAUCGAGCCGCCCGUGCUGGCCACCUGCACCGGCCGGCCCAUCUCGAAAGAUCUGUACGAGCUGGAGACACUGUUCGGACCGAAGUUUAACUUUGUGCUGCCGCACUCGAACGGCGCACCGUACAGCUUUCUGGCGAAGGUCGUUAGCAAGCUGACCGGCAACACGGUGCUGACGUGCGAUCUGCGCUACCGGGUGGUCGUGAAGCAGUGCCGCCGGUACAAGCCAAAGAACCGCGACCUGAAGGUUAGCUGCAGCCUGAACAGCAUCUGGGGAUCGCGCUGUACGUUCCACUGCCGCAGCGGCGGUUACCUGAGCCGACCGAACGCCUUCGUCAAGUGCGGUGCGAACGAAAUCUGGGAGGGCGAGGAACCGUACUGCACGUUUAACGAUGUGUCGGACGACUACGCGGCCGAUAGUGCCGACCCGAGCAAUGCGUCCACCACCGAUUGCCAGCUGGACAUUCCGCCCGCAUACGGGAGGUUCGCAUGUGAUCUCAAGGAUACCGAGAGUGCCUCAAACGAACUGGCCAUCCCGAACGGGACGGCGUGCCAGGUGAUGUGCAACGAGGGCCACUACAUCCCCACCCAUCUGCAGCCCGCUGCCUACUUCGGGUGCAUUGACGGUCAGUGGAACAACACGAUGCGCCACUUCUGUUACAAAACCACACAGAUCGCCAACGGCAACAGCCAACGGCACCGUGGCUACGGCUAACUCUUUCCGUACAUCCCUCGCAGUAGGCGAUGUAGAAACAAAUAGCUCCAAGUAGCCUAUUAGAUAGACGAUUUCGGUUCGUGGCGGGAGCAGAAGCUAGAAGCAAGAAGAAAAUUAUCCAUUAGUACACCCUAACGAAGACGAAGUCCUUCCUCGCGAAAGGAUCGUCACACAACCGAACAAUAAAGGACGCCUUGGUCGAAGAAGUUGCCAUUUUAACCGCGGAGACCCUACUACAUCGCUUGCUCUGAUCGCAUUCGCAUCGAAUAUGUGCUUUGUUGUCGCUGCGCACCCUUCUCCCUGUGCCCCGAAGGAGGCGAGCAAAAUGUUUGUCAGUAUUUGUAGCCGGAUCGUUGCCGAUCCUGCUCGUUUUCUCGUGGCACGGAGGGGGCACGUUAUUUAACUAUUAAAGAAAAGGAACGCCGGAAGCUGGAGGGGUAAAGGGAAAAUGAAUGAAUUAACUGUAAACGUGUAAAAACACGCACACUUAGUUAUACCAAAACUAAUUGAAAACUUUACCUUGUUCCUUAUUAAAUUUGCGUUUAAUGUCUUAUGAUUAUGUUUGCCUGGCGAAUCUAACAAUAAUUAAAAGAUACAAUUUAAGACUUUUAAACGGAAGGAAACCGUUUAGCUUAGAAAUCUGUACGAUGUCGACGCCGACAUCGAUAGUGUACGCAUGAUACAUAUUUUUUAAGGAAAAAAAUUAGAGCCCCCCGAACUAUUAAUCGGUUUUCUUCCUUUUGCAUUUCAACCAAAAUGUAAAUGUUUUCAAGAUAAUGGAAUGAAAAUAAUGUUUGGCGCUGAAAAUUACUUAAGCCGCGUGCGAUGCUAAAAAGAUUAGGUUUCUACCAUUUCUAACCACAAAUAUCAAUGUCGGGCAAAACUCCUUAUGAUAAAUGAUUGUUUAUCUCGGGCUCAAAAAUAACAAAAAAAGUAAUAAACUUUGAA
Molecule: messenger RNA, 2527 nt
Organism: Anopheles coustani
Lineage: Eukaryota; Metazoa; Arthropoda; Insecta; Diptera; Culicidae
Exons: 4
Coding region: 332-1579 (415 amino acids)
Source: RefSeq, a predicted model, not a curated record